This is a messenger RNA of Suricata suricatta (meerkat), 6732 nucleotides long. It is a transcript of the gene RNMT, whose product is annotated as RNA guanine-7 methyltransferase. Gene Ontology annotation, molecular function: mRNA 5'-cap (guanine-N7-)-methyltransferase activity. Gene Ontology annotation, biological process: 7-methylguanosine mRNA capping. Bases 146 to 1579 code for a protein of 477 amino acids. The record is from RefSeq and is a predicted model, not a curated record. Gene Ontology annotation, cellular component: nucleus. Lineage: Eukaryota; Metazoa; Chordata; Mammalia; Carnivora; Herpestidae. The transcript is spliced from 12 exons.
UCGCUUCCGCAAACAGAACAGUGGAUGGCUGUGUAGGUCUGUGGACAUUUGAAGGAGACUUAAUAGUCAUUAAGUUGCAUGCUGGGUCUUGAACUUCCUUUCCAAAGUGUUAGUUCAUGAAGUUUUACCAUCUAAGUAAUCAAAAAUGGAAAAUUCUGCAAAAGCAGAGUGUGAAAAGAUCUCUCUCGAAGAGGCAAAAGCAUCAAUACAUUCAGGAACAGAGUCUUCAUUCGAUAUUAGUGAAAACACAACCACUCCUGGGACUGGGCCUUCUGAAAAGGCUCCUAUCUGUGGACAAGUAGACACACCAAAAAGGAGAAAAACGGAAUUUGAAGAUGAUAUUGUAAAGGAAACUUCUAGUUGUGGGGAAGACAUUCCAACCAAGAAAAGAAAACUUGAUGCUGAAAUUGUCCCAGAGGAAAAAGGUUCUGGUGAUGAUGAAGGCAUUUCAAGGAAAAGAAGAAUGGAAACUGAUGAUUUUCCAAAAGAUGAACCUUCUACUGGAGAUGGCAUACAGAAAAAGAGAAAAGUAGAACUUGAGGAUGUUCCUGAGAAGCAAAAAAACUUAGAAGAGGGACACAGUUCAGCAGUGGCUGCCCACUACAAUGAACUUCAGGAAGUUGGUUUGGAGAAGCGUAGCCAAAGUCGUAUUUUUUACCUCAGAAACUUUAAUAAUUGGAUGAAAAGUGUCCUCAUUGGGGAAUUUUUAGAAAAGGUACGACAGAAAAAAAAACGUGAUAUCACUGUUUUGGACCUGGGAUGUGGCAAAGGUGGAGAUUUGCUCAAGUGGAAAAAGGGAAGAAUUAAUAAGCUAGUUUGUACAGAUAUCGCUGAUGUUUCUGUCAAACAGUGUCAGCAGCGGUAUGAGGACAUGAAAAAUCGUUGUCGUGAUAACGAAUAUAUUUUCAAUGCAGAAUUUAUAACUGCUGAUUGUUCAAAGGAACUUUUGAUUGACAAAUUUCAUGAUCCAGAAAUGUGCUUUGAUAUCUGCAGUUGUCAGUUUGUCUAUCAUUACUCAUUUGAGUCCUAUGAGCAGGCUGACAUGAUGCUCAGAAAUGCUUGUGAAAGACUGAAUCCUGGAGGCUAUUUUAUUGGUACCACUCCCAAUAGCUUUGAACUAAUAAGACGCCUUGAAGUUUCAGAAACAGAAUCAUUUGGGAAUGAGAUAUAUACUGUGAAAUUUCAGAAGAAAGGAGAUUAUCCUUUAUUUGGCUGCAAAUAUGACUUCAACUUGGAAGGAGUUGUGGAUGUCCCUGAAUUCUUGGUCUAUUUUCCAUUGCUAAAUGAAAUGGCAAAGAAGUACAAUAUGAAACUAGUCUACAAAAAAACAUUUCUGGAAUUCUAUGAAGAAAAGAUUAAGAACAAUGAAAAUAAAAUGCUGUUAAAACGAAUGCAGGCCCUGGAGCCAUAUCCUGCAAACGAGAAUUCCAAACUUGCUUCUGAUAAGGUGGAUGACUAUGAUCAUGCAGCAGAGUACAUGAAGAACAGUCAAGUAAGGUUACCUUUGGGAACCUUGAGUAAGUCAGAGUGGGAAGCCACAAGUAUUUACUUGGUCUUUGCAUUUGAGAAGCAGCAGUGACCACACACACAGUAGCCCAGGACAGCUGCAGCCCGUCCUGUACGGAUGUGCGUGAUCCGUCCUCCAUCUGACAACUUCCUGUUUGUUUGUUUUAAUUAGUCUAAAUGUGCAGGAUGCUGCCGGAAACUCCAGUGUAUAAAUUCAACAUUUGCUGUCUGUGACAGAUGAACUUUUGUUGUGUAUAUAAGAAUGAGUUGGGACCUUUGUCUUUAAAAAUCUAUUUUUAAGUAAUGUUCUAAGAAUUCCAUUUGCCUCUCUCUUAGUGCAUAAAAAUUAUAACCUGACUUGUUAAAGCUGCUGGGCCCUUUCCACAGUGCUCUGAUUUGUUCAAUGUUUAUUUAUAGUAUUAAAUUUAUUGUAGUUGUAGAAUUGAUGAGGGAAUAUACUGGUUUGCCGGGGUGUGUGCUCAUUUCUGUAGUUUUGUUAUAUAGUGUUUUUCAAGAUUAAAUGGACUGUGUUCUGUACAACUGAAUGUGUUCAGUAUACAUUGCUAAAGUUACAAGUUUAAAACAAAAUUGUAGAUGACCAUGAAGUUAUUUAGCUAGAAUUUUAGCCAGUUAUUACAUUUCAUUAUAAAUAUUAACUAUUUCAUUUGCUAAUACUAUCUAAUUCUGGAACUGUUUAGAACAUUUUAGAUGCCAGCAUCAAAUUGUUUUGGACUUUAGGGGCUUUAUCUUAAGAAUUUCCUUCCGUGGCAAUUAAUGCUUCCUGUUAUCAAGAAUGUAAUUAGCCAGAUUUCCCUUUCUUCAUUAAGCAAAAAUGCCAUUGUUUUUCUCAAGAUUUAAUGAACCUGUCCCUUGUGAACCUGUUGCGCAUUUUCCUCAGAUGUACGUAUGAAACUGCAGUAGGAGGAUGUGACUAAAGGAAACUGACAAGCAGACUUCAGAUUAAUUCUCCUUGAUGUCAGAGAGGAUACUGGCACUGUGUGCUGUAGAGAUUUCGUUACUCCCCUCCAGCCCAGAGAGAAGCAGUGCUGGUUCUUCUGUUACAAUGUUGUACUUUCCACAGAAGGAUCCAGCAUCUCAUGUGCAGAAUUUGUAUUUGCCAUUUCAGAACCCUUACUGUUUUCAGCACUGGCUUCUUGCCUGACUCCUCUUCCCACAGACACCGAGGUGAACUGUUGUCCUUUACAUAACUGUUGAAACACAAGUGUUUAGGUAGUGAAAGACUUAACUUACAGAGAGCAAAGCAGAGCAAUUAUUGCAUAUUCUUUUAAAAACCAUUUAUUUAAUGCAUGGGUUUAAAAGUAUUACUUUCUAUAACUAUCCAGAGUACUUGUUUGAAAGGCAGAGUUUCUUAAUUCGUUCAUACAUGUUGAUUAUUCAUGGUGUUAGAGUAAUAGACCUUUUAACAAGGGAACACAGGUUACCUAAUUUCUGUUCCUUGUGCCAUCUGUCAACUUGCAAUCUAUUACCAGCUUACGAAAAUUAAGUCUUUUUGCCUUUUGCAGUGGUUUGCCGUAGUCAUUUGGAGAAAUAAAUAAUAGUACUCCUGACUAUAGUGGCUGCCAUUAGCUAACAAAGGUUUGGUAAUGGUGCUGGGGAGGUAGGGAUGGUGAGCUCUUAAUGUUCUAUAUCCAGGUUCAUGUCAGUUCUGGGGCAGGUACCAGAAAGUAUUUUGAUAGUUCAAUAGAGGAUGUAAAGGUUCUUUAUCAUUUCCUAUCAUCAUUCUCAUUUAAUGGUCGUAGUUAACUUUAAGCAAGUAAGAAAACAUUUUUAGCCUCUUGGUCUUUUCACUCCAUGAUGAUUUGUGGGAGAGAAGGAUUCCGCUGAAGGAUGGAGUGAUUGGUGGUGAUACAAAGCAGAAAAGGAAGGUGGAGUCCCUGGAGCCUUCACCAAAGGGGUAGAAAGGAGCAAAGAAAACCCAAGUGGAUUGAGCAGGUCUUUUCAGUCUGAGCAAGCAAGCUAUUGUGUGUGCAGGAGGCACACAGAGCCAUACCCAGAGGAUGCAGAGUUCCAGCGUUUCCCUUGCCCUUGAACUUUGUUGGUCUCAUGGCCACCUCUGCUCCCGCCCCCAACUCCUGGAUGGGUUCCUGCUGCAGCUAAGUUUCUGGGCAGUGACUCAGGGAUAACUUAGAAAAGGUGGAUCCUGCCCAUCAUCUCCCAUCACCAAGGUAAAAGCUGGGAGGACUUCGCACUACCCCCCACCCCCACCCCUGCCACCACACCCAAAACCCACACCCACAGUCUGAAUGUUUGGGGACUUUGCAUUCAAGACUUGUUAUAACUGUUAUGAAGAGGACAUGGCUCUUCACUGUCAGGUCAGUGAUGUGAGUAGUUGUGGGAGUGACUAUAGGCACUCCGAUUUGUCCUCCAAGGAUGAACGUGAAAUGACCAAACCAGCCAUUUGUGGAGAGGACACAACCUAAGGAUUGGGAGGAUUGGUCUGGGAACAUGACUGGCUUAUGGUAUAACAAAGAAUGCUCAGGUUGAAUUCUUUGGGCCUAGAAUACAUUAAAGGAGAGGUACCCUGUAGCCACAGUGUUCAGGGAAACAAAUCGGCCAUUUCCAGCUGCAUCCAACGUCCUAACCUGUACACUAUCGCCAUCUGCAGGUAAUGACUGCUCUUACAAUGCCCACCAAGCCUCUGGUUCCAGUGUUACUCCCCAAAGACAUUUGCCCCCAGGGAGAGAAGGCAUUGAUGAGAGCCUUUGACUUCUAUUAACUAAUGUGCAUGAUGAUUCUGAAAGGUAGAUUGCCGGGUACACAGUUUCUUAGCCUCCUUGGUCCCCAAACUUGGAAACUGAGGAAAUAGGAUUGCUGUUUAAAUUAUGAUAGCAUUAAUAGGGCAGCAGAGCAGAAGUGUACAAGUGACGGGCUUUGAGACAGGGUGCAAUGUUGGUUAGCAGUGGAGAUGCAGAAAAAGCAUUGUCCACUGUCAGAGGUCCAGAUUUUCAGUCUCAUUUGUUCUGUAGAUGUGUUCUUCAGCCUGUCGUAGCUUAUUGCAUCUCGGUUAUUUUUUGAGAGAUCUUCAAGUAUCUUUCUAGUGAAGAUUUGGCCUCUUGUGUAGGUCUGCCUAGGAGAAAAUGCCAGUGUGAAUAUUCUACCUACUAAUGAUAGUUUUCAUUAUUGAUAAACUGACUUUUUUAUUGUCUACCUCAGGCUCUGUAUGUAUUGUGAGCCAGUCACUGCCCAGGCCUCUGCAUCUUCAAAGUAAAGGUCAGAUCCAGGACCCAGGGCCCUAAAUAAAAGUUGUACCCAAAUGCCUGUGGAUUUAACGGCCAUUUGGUCAAUAGGAAGCAUACGUGUAUGAGAUCACCACCUCCCUAGAUGCUGUUAUGUCAAAACCAGACACCUGAUCAGCAGUUUCUCCAUUUCUCACCCUCCGACAGAGCAACAGCCCUGAUUCCUUGAAGGCCAGUCAGUCCAGUAGCUCCUACAGCCAGCUCUUCACCUUCUCAAUGUGUCUUCUGCUCCCAUGUAGCCCUGAAGCAUGGUGCCUGCUACUCACUGCAGUACUAAGCAAUUGCGGGACACCCAAGAAUACCCUCCUCAGUUUGGGGAGACUUUUGGGUUGGUUCUGAAGCCCUCAGCUCUCUAGAUUCCUCCCGAGCCACACUUGGGGACAGCAUACCUUGGAUAAAGCCAAGUUGACAACUAACAUUUAUUAGGUCAGUUAUUUUUCUAAAUCUUUUAUAUGUGUUAAUCUGUUUUGAUCCUUAUAACGAUUUGAGGUAAGCACUAAUCCCCAUUUUAAUAAUGAUACUGAGGCAUAGAGAGGGUACAGAUUUGCUAAGGCAGAGCCAAGAUUUGAACACCUGUAUUCCUCAAGUCUGGUCUGCAACCCAAUCUCAUGUUUUUUAUAUAUAUAUAUAUAUAUAUAAUCCAGGGACGUCAGAAAGACUCAGAUGACUUCUCACCUUUUCACUACCCACAACUUGAAAUGUUAACUGGUUGGUGCGCCAACCUUUUGGUUCAAACCUUUGAUACUUGUUAAAUGUUACCUGAGAGGAGCAUUUAUCCUGAGUAAGAGGCUUUAGGGCAGAGAGAGCAGAAGGACAUGUGAGUGUACUAGGGGAAGAGGGUAAAAAGUGAGUAAUUAAUAGGCAGGAGGGCAAAGAUCAACUUGGACUUCGUAUUUUGGUAGACCGGCUCCUUUAGCAACCAGUGCUAUGGUAAACCUAGUUUAGUCUGCAUGUUAGAGGACGGGGGGUCUUUUCCCACCCUCACCAUUUGGAAGUGGCAGGAGGUGGUAGCAUAAGUGUGAGAGAGGGUAGCCAAAGGGAGAGGCCUAGAGAGAAGGAAUAAUUUCUUCAGUCGGAGUUGAUUAUCUAAGCAGAGGCAAAUAAUUUUGUUUUAAAUUUUAAGCAAAAAGUAACAUACACUAGUCAUUGAUUUUUCACAAAUGGAACACAAAUGCAAUCAUCACUUAAAUCAACAAACUAUUACCACUAACCUGUAUUGUCCCUCGUGUUCCCUUUCAGGCACUACCUCCCCAAGCAUAACCACCAUCUGACUUCUAAGAAUAUAGAUUAGUUUGUCUGCUUUUGAACAUCAUAUAAAUGGAAUCAAAUAGUAUAUAUUCUCUUAUAUCUGGCUUAUUUGCUCUGUGUUAUGUUUGUAAGAUUUCUGUUGCAUGUAUUUAUACGUGGUUUCUUCUCCUGUCUGUAUAGUAUUCCAUUGUGUAAAUAAACCACAUAUUUAUCCGAUGGAUGUUGGUUCAUUUCCAGUAUGGGAACUAUUUUUGAUAGUACCACCUCAGAUAUUCUAGUACAUGAAUUUUGGCACACGUUGGUACUCAUUUCUGCCGAGCAAUGGAAUUACAGGGUCACAGUAUGUACAUUAUGUUCAGUUUUACUGGAUAACUGCCAGAUAGUUUUCAAAAGUUCCAAUUGUCCACACUUGGUAGUGUCAAUCUUUGUCGUUUUAUUCUGGCAGGCAUGUAGUGGUAUCUCAUUGUGUCUUUAGUUUUCAUUUCACUGAUGAUUAUUAUUCACUGAAAAGUUUGAACACUUUUCAUAUUGCCUUUUGAUUAUCCCCUUGUUAAAUAUCUGUUCAGGUUCUUGCCCACUUUUCCAUUGGUUGGACUAUCUUUUGUAUUGUGGUUUUAAAAAUAUAUCAAUUUUGGAUACAUGUCAUCUGUUGAAUGUAUUGUGUUGUGAGACUAUAUGAAAUAUAUGUAUAAUACAUAUGAAAAGAAGCUGUUAAUUUUAA